This is a messenger RNA of Cryptotermes secundus, 3181 nucleotides long. Its product is annotated as zinc finger protein 14. The record is from RefSeq and is a predicted model, not a curated record. NCBI's taxonomy places the organism in Eukaryota, Metazoa, Arthropoda, Insecta, Blattodea, Kalotermitidae. The transcript is spliced from 4 exons. The coding region runs from base 23 to 2950 and encodes 975 amino acids.
AUUACGGGUUGCCGAUACCUUUAUGUGCUGCAAAAUGGAAUUUCCAGAAAAACGGCCUUCCGUGUCUAAGGAGUAUUGUUGUGUCCCUCAGUGUUCUUCAAGAGCAUCUCGAGAUAGAUGUCUAAGCUUUCACAGAUUUCCCAAAAAGGGAAGGAAUAUAACUAUAUUGAAUGAAUCCGGAAAGAAAGAACAGUUUGAAUUGAGAGAGUUGUGGGCACGAAACUUACGGCUUCAGAAACCAGUUUCUCCAUAUAUGGUUGUUUGUUCAAGGCAUUUUUCAAGAGCUGAUUUCUUUUUGCCAGAUUUUCCUGGAAGGAAACACUGUUUGAAGAAGAAUGCUGUCCCAUCCCAAAAUCUCCCAGUUUCUUCUUGUAAGACAUUAGCUGGAUCAAAAGACAAAAGCAGGAGGAAACAGGAAAGGCCAUCUCUUCCCAAAGAGGAAGGAGCAGUGGGUGUUAUUCCACAUCAAGAUGAACAUGAAAUUCGUUUUGAGUAUGUAGGUGUUGCAGAAGGGCAGUUUACAUCUCAGGAACCUGGCUUAUACACUGAGAAUGUGGAUAGCUUAUUGAUUAAAGAAGAAGUUCCUACAGAGCAGAAUUGUGAAAUGGUUUCUGAGAAUGUGGUGGCAUGUUCUGUCACAGAGGAAUAUCCUGUCACAAGAGAACCGGGAGUGUGUUUUGAAAAUGUGGAAACAUCUGAUAGGAAGGAAUAUGGAACCUGUUUCAAGAUUAUUGACGUUAGAUCAAUCAAAGAAGAACCUGCUGUUGAAGAAAACAUCAUUGAAGACCCAUUUGCUAUGGCAGAAAGUAAAAUUUUUGAUGUCUUAUCAAUUAAGAAAGAACAAGAUAUCAAACAAGAGGAACAUGAAACACAGUUCAUGGAGACUGAAGAAGUAAAUGGAGGAGCAGUUGAAAACCUAAAUAUUACAGCGAAAGAAUCUUCUGAAAAUAUGGAUGGUACGCAGAUUAAGGAAGAACAGUCUGAAAUGGAAGGGAACAGGAGCUGUAUUUCAGUUACAGAGAACCAGUUUACUGCUCAGGACGGUAGGAUUUGUUUUAUGAAUAUCAGUCUUAAGGGAGAACAGAUCGUUGAUGACCACUUAAUCACCACGGUUAUGAUAAAGGAAGAGGAACCGGGAGGCACCGAAACAAGUAAAGUGUUAAGUUUUAGUGAACCUGCUGGUGAUGUUAUAUCAUCAUCAACAGAGCAGUGUGAUACAUCCAGUGAUCAUUAUGUCUUACAACCAGAUAGGAUUGAAUGCUGUGAGAAGACACUUCAUAAAUGUGAGAUGUGUGGGAAAACGUUUAAAAGAUUUAGUAGUCUGAAGUCACAUACUGUUUUCCAUGCAGAGGAAUAUUUGCAUGAAUGCAGGUUGUGUCCUCAUAGGUUUAAACUGCUUCGUGACUUGCAGAAACAUUCCCUGUCUCAUGUGGCAGAACUGUCUUUUAAGUGUGAAGUUUGUGGUAGGAAGUUCAAACACUCUCAUCAUCUCAAACAACAUUCUGUCAUUCAUAAAAACGAAGAGGCAGGCAAACAGUCACACGAGUGCAAAAUGUGUGGUAAAACAUUUAUGAAACGUAUAAGGCUUAAUGCACAUGUCCGUAUCCAUACAGGCGAACUUCGUCAUAAAUGCAAUGUAUGUGGAAAAACCUUUCGAUUACACUUUAGUCUCAAGAAACAUUAUCUUACCCAUAACACAAAAUCUAAAAAAUGCCAAGUAUGCCAUAAAACUUUCAAAUGUCUCAAAAUACAUGCUCUAACACAUUUAAAAAAUCGACCCUAUGAAUGCAAGAUCUGCAAUAAUACAUUUGCAUCUUUAAGUGCUCUUAAGGCACACAUUGGUACACAUACAAAGGAUCAGACUCCAGAAUGUGAACUUUGCGGUAAAACAUUUACAACCUUGAGUUCCCUUAAGAAACAUAUCCGUGUACAUACAGGUGAGCAUCCUUAUGAAUGUAAGAUUUGCAGUAAAAACUUCAGAUGUUCAAACCUCCUUAAGGAACAUGUGCAUAUCCAUACAGGCGAACAUCAUCAUAAAUGCAAUGUAUGUGGAAAAACCUUUCGAUUACAUUUUAAUCUCAAGAAACAUUAUCUUACCCAUAGCACAAAAUCUAAAAAAUGCCAAAUAUGCCAUAAAACUUUCAGAUGUCUCAAAAUUCAUGCUCUAACCCAUUUAAAAAAUCGACCUUAUGAAUGUAAGAUCUGCAAUAAUACAUUUGCAUCUCUAACUGCUCUUAAGUCACACAUUGGUACGCAUACAAAGAACCAGACUCCAGAAUGUGAACUUUGCGGUAAAACAUAUACAACCUUUAGUUCCCUUAAGACACAUAUCCGUGUACAUACAGGUGAGCAUCCUUAUGAAUGUAAGAUUUGCAGUAAAAACUUCAGACGUUUAAGUGCCCUUAAGGAACAUGUGCGUAUCCAUACUGGUGAAAGACCAUACCAGUGCAAGAUAUGCAACAAAACUUUUAGGUACAGAAGAACUUUCAGGGCGCAUGCUCAUCUCCAUUCAGAUGAAAGAAAAUUUAAAUGCAGAGUGUGUGGUAAAGGUUUCCAGCUUCAAAGUAGUCUCAAGAAACAUUCUGUUAGUCACACAGAAAAUAAAUCUUACAACUGCAUGCUUUGUAAUGAAAGUUUUAAAGAUCUUCGUGAUCUCAAGAAACAUGUUCUUGUUCAUAUGGGUGAAGAGAUCCAUGAGUGCAUAAUAUGUGACAAAAGGUUUAGAUGUUUAGUAUCGCUGAAGUCACACAUUCUCAUUCACACAGGUGAACGACCAUACAAAUGUGAUGUGUGUAAUAAAACAUUUCGAUGUAAGUCAACUCUUAAGUCACAUUCCUUGAGUCAUUCAAAGAUAGGCCCUAAUGAAUGCGGUAUUUGCAAGAAGUCAUUUAGGAAGCCAAAGUAUUUAAAGAUACACACCUUAAUCCAUCAGUGGCGGCUCAUCCAAUAGGAAUAUAAUGUCAAUACUUAGUUCAUCUUAGUGGAUCACUGAUGCAGAUUAUAUGCAAGGCAACAUUCAUACAUUUUGUGUAAAGAGCACUUUGCCGAUGACAAUUUUUUUUUUCAGCUAAGAAAAAAAUUCACAGUCUUGUGCAUAAAAUAUACAGGUUUUAUUGUAUAAAAUUUGAAAUUGAACAGAAACAAAUUUCAAAAUACUAAGCGUAUGGUGAGCUAUUUCAAG